CUGUCAUUCUGCAUAACUACAGGAUCAUAAGAGAUGUAGUCCUGGACAGCCCCAGACUCAUGGCAGAAACAAGGUUGCAGCUGUUUGAGUUAAAUCAGCACACUCUUUCACAAUGGCACAAUGCUCGGAAAAGGAGGCAGGAAAAGGAGGUCUUCAGCAGGGUAUUCAGACCUUUACCACUCCCUUGGUGGCCUCUGAACCCCUCCCACCUGUGCUGUUUAAGCAUAGGCUUGGUGCCCAUGCCGGAGCAGUUGCAGAUGAAUUCAACAUCCAGGUGGAUGCAUCAGGACAGGCAGUACAGCGUGUUCGUGGCCAACCUCCUAAAGUGGGCACAACUUCACCAGCUGUUGGCAUGCCUGCUGCAGCACAGCAUGCCCAAGGGCAGCCUCCUCCUGUCCAGGAGGUCUUUGCAGUCUCUGACCCUGCCCGCUUGCUUCAAGCUACAGACACUGCAGCUAUUGCUGAACCUCCUGCUACACCUCCUGGUCCAAAGGUGCCAAGGACCACAGCUUGGCGGCGGAGGAAGGCAGCGGAGGCAGCUGCAGCACAAGGUGCUACUCCAAAAAAAAGAAACCAGACUGAACAAUACAUUUGCCAAAAGUGUGGCCAACCAAAGACAAAGGAGUUUAGCCACAGUCGGUUCGGAGGUGCCCACUUUUGUGCAAAGUCAUCUGGCAAAACUGUGGAGCAGUGGAUGGAGGAGAUGAGAAGGGGACAAAAAUAA
Molecule: messenger RNA, 724 nt
Organism: Carassius gibelio (silver crucian carp)
Lineage: Eukaryota; Metazoa; Chordata; Actinopteri; Cypriniformes; Cyprinidae
Exons: 2
Coding region: 113-724 (203 amino acids)
Source: RefSeq, a predicted model, not a curated record